AUGGACCCAAAGAAUCCCUCACCUAGACAGGCAAAUAGAUGGACAACAGAAGCACCCACGGCACACAGCUCCACGGAAGCUACUGAUGGUUUCGGACACCGCCUGGCAGGUGGGGGCUUUGACGGCUCGGCCAAUUCUCACCCGCUUCCAAGGUGGCCUGAUCCUGGGCGCUGCCGCCACUGCCACAGCUGCGGACUGACGGACAGCUCAGGUCCCGGGGAGGGAGGAGCCAGCCCGGCCUCAGAGCCACGCCUUCCAGCUCUGCCCACCCUCCCCCCACCCCUCCGCCUCAAACACACCUCCCCCUCUUCCCAGACUGAAGUCCCGCCCAGCUGGCUGAGCGCUCUGCAGAUGCUGCUGCUGCCGCCCGCAGCCGCCCGCAGCCGCCACCGCUGCUGCUGCUACCACCGCAAAGUCUUGGAUGGGAGGGGCGGGGCGCUCAUCCAGUCUGUCCCGCUGACUGCCACCGCCUCCUCCUUCCUCUUCCCUCCUACUGCAGCCAGCUUGCCGCCCGGUGGUGACAAGAAUGUGUGGGAGCUCCGAGGAGGAACCGGGCCAAGCCACACACAGCUCAGCCCCGAGAGCAGGUUGCAGUGGCCGAGCUGUGUCUUGUGUCCUGGAAACCACGAUGCAUGUACAAGGUCUAGUUGGAGAAAGAAGGAUCCAGCAAUGUGUCUAAUAGACUCCAGCGAAAGAGGUCUGCCUGUAAACAUGGUCUUUUGCCGCCCCUCCAAUCCAGUGAACUGUUAGCAUCAAUGCACCCCCAAAAUGGAGCAUUCCUACUAGCACGGGGCUGAGGUCUGACUUUGGCCAGUCUACUUGCAGAGAGCUCUGGACAGGGGUUAGGAGACCUGUGUCCUAGUGCCACCUCAGGCAAGGAAGAUCUAUACCUUGACCUUGGGGGGGCGGGGUGCAAACCUCACAGCUUCCACGAGGUGCAGUUUUUUUCAACUGUCACAUGGUGACUAUGAUUCUGGUCCUAACUACGUCACUGAUUGUUGUUAAGCUAUAAUGAGGUAAUAUUAAAAGAGAAAAACUUUGAAAAGUAUACACAUAUAAGGGCAAGCCACCAAAGAGCGAGGAUGAGGAAAUAUCAAGGGUCUAUAUUACAAAAA
Molecule: messenger RNA, 1115 nt
Organism: Phascolarctos cinereus (koala)
Lineage: Eukaryota; Metazoa; Chordata; Mammalia; Diprotodontia; Phascolarctidae
Source: RefSeq, a predicted model, not a curated record